AUGGUACCUUUGAGGCAAAUUGUACCAAACAAGAAUUUGAGUGGAUUUGUGUUUUUUGAUAAAAAUAUGAAAGCAUUACUGUUUUAUUGUGCCUUUAUUCUUGUGUCAUUUUAUGCUUUGUCAGUGCUAUCAAUAAAAUGUUAUGUGUGUAAAGAGCCUGAUUUAAAAUGUCGUGAUCCAUUUCAAAAUGACACAAUAUUUUUGAAAGAUUGUGCACAAGUUGGAAUGGCAAAUGCAACAAUGUGUAGAAAAUAUAUGUGGGAAAUCGGUGAUGGUGUUACAUAUUUUCAACGUGGAUGUGCUGUGCAUGGACGUGUUAGUAGAAAACAAGGAAGAAAUUGUAUUGAAAGAAUAGGAACAUGGAAGACAAAAAUGUGGUAUUGUCAAUGUGAUAAUAAAGACGGUUGUAAUACGAGUACAUCUUUACAUUCAUCUAAAAUAUUAAUUUUAUUCGUUAUUUGUUUAUUUUUUUGGAUCAAAUAG
Messenger RNA from Didymodactylos carnosus, 483 nucleotides. Lineage: Eukaryota; Metazoa; Rotifera; Eurotatoria; Philodinida; Philodinidae. The record is from the annotation of a GenBank genome assembly.